AUGGCGUCAGCAAAGCCCUUGGCAAUGAUGUGGGAGGAGGUCACAUGCCCCAUCUGCCUGGAUCCCACAGUGGAGCCUGUGAGCAUCGAAUGCGGCCACAGCUUCUGCCGUGAAUGCAUCUCUCAGGUCGCCAGCGGUGGGGGCGGCGCCUGUCCUGUGUGCAGGCAGCCAUUCCUGCUCAGGAACUUCCGGCCCAAUCUCCAGCUAGCCAAUAUGGUGGACAACCUGAGACAGAUCAGCCAAAACGCCAAGGAGGGCACACAGGAGGAGCAAUGCAGGGUGCAUGGAGAGAAACUUCUCCUGUUCUGUGAGAGAGAUGAGAAGGCUCUUUGCCUGGUGUGCUCCCAGUCUCGGAAACACCGAGACCACCCGGUGGUUCCGCUUGAGGAGGUUGCCCGGGAGUACCAGGAGAAGCUCCAGGUGGCGUUAAAGAAACUGAGAAGAGAGCAAGAAUUGGCUGAGAAGUUGGAAAUGGAUGUCGAAACCAAGAGAGCAGCCUGGAAGGAGAAGGUUAAGACACACAAACUGAGGAUUCAGGCAGAGUUUGAGCAGCAGAAAAACUUCCUGGCUGAAGAGAAACAGAGGCAACUGCAGAAGCUAGAGAAGGAAGAGAGGGAACAGCUGAGAAUCCUGGGGGAGACGGAGGAAAGGCUGGCCCAGCGCUGCCAGGCCCUGCAGGAGCUGAUCUCAGAGCUGGAGAGGAGAAGCCGGGGCUCAGAUCUGGAGCUGCUGCAGGAGGUGAAAAGUGUCCUGGAAAGGAGUGAAUCCUAUAAACUAGAAGAGGUGGACAUCACCUCCCCAGACCUGAGGAGUGUGUGCCUUGUGCCGGGGCUGAAGAGUAUGCUGAGGAUGUGUGGAGUACACGUCACUCUGGAUCCACACACAGCCAAUCCGUGGCUUAUCAUUUCAGAGGACAAGAGACAAGUAAGGCUUGGAGACACCCAACAGAAGGUGCCUGAAAAUGAGGAGAGAUUUGAUACUUAUCCUAUGGUCCUGGGUACCCAGUGCUUCGACUCUGGAAAACGUUACUGGGAGGUAGAUGUGACGGGAAAGGAAGUCUGGGACUUGGGCGUCUGUAGAGACUCUGUGCAGAGAAAGGGGCAUUUUACACUCAGCCCCACGAAUGGCUUCUGGACAAUUUGGCUGUGGAAGAAACAAGGCUAUGAGGCUGGCACCUGCCCGCAGACUCCACUCCACCUUUCGGUGCAUCCACGCCAAAUUGGGAUCUUCCUGGACUAUGAGGCCCGUACUGUCUCCUUCUACAACAUCACUGACCAUGGCUCCCUCAUCUACACCUUCUCAGAAUGUGCCUUCACUGGGCCCCUACGGCCUUUCUUCAAUCCUGGUUUCAAUGAUGAUGGAAGAAACUCAGCCCCUCUGACCCUCUGUCCUCUGAGGAUGGGAUGA
Molecule: messenger RNA, 1407 nt
Organism: Pipistrellus nathusii (Nathusius's pipistrelle)
Lineage: Eukaryota; Metazoa; Chordata; Mammalia; Chiroptera; Vespertilionidae
Source: the annotation of a GenBank genome assembly